AUGAGUUAUUACAAUUAUUUAAAAAAAAAAAUUGACUUGAAUAAUGAUGAUAAAUAUGAUAAUGUAGAAAUGGCACAAAGUGAGAAUUAUAAAAAAUUUGCUUAUCCUUGUGAGAUUUGCAAACAUGGAAAUAGAAAUACCCUGAAUGAUCUUCAUGAUGUUAACACGAAGCGGAUAAGAAAAAAUAGAAGUUUAACAAUUGAGGGAAAGAGGAGAAACAAAUUUAGAGGAAGAAAUGUGCAAAACUAUGCGUUUAAAAAUGAAAUGAAUGAAGUGAUUUUAUCCAACUUGAAAAAUAUCUUUGAAAAAAUGUCAAGCAUAGAACAACUGACAAAUAUGGGGAAUUAUAUAAAUAUGAAAAAUAAUACUAAAAAAUUCGAUCAUGUAAAUUUGAAAAGUAGAUCUAGUAGAACCAUUCACUUGAGCAAAAAAAAUCGUUCACGUAGUGAGGUCAAAUUAUGUAUCCCUAUAUCUUCAAACAGAAUGGAUAUCAGUCUAUACAACAAUAAACUGAAUAAUGAUAUGUUCAAAUCUGUAUAUGAACUGUCUUCAGAUAAUUACUAUAGAGCUAGCAGUGACAGUGAGUAUUAUCCGAAGAACAAUGCAUACAACAGUAACUCAUGUAAUUAUAAUUUACAUGGAAGUGAUGAUAACCUUUGUUAUUUUAGUAGUGCAUACGAUCAGAUAAGUUUAAAAGGUUCCAAUAGAGAGACUCACCAUUGGGAUGAUAAAAUUGAAAAUUGGGAAGAAAUAAAAAGUGAAUACACGGAUUGUUUGCCAUAUUCCCCUAUACAUGGCAAUUCAACCUCUCUUAAAUAUAGGACUAUUUUUAAAAGGAUUCUGAAAGAAGAAAAUGGUAGGGAUGCAUUUAAACAGAAUGUCUCAGAUGGUGAAAAGAAAGAUUCUUAUGAGGAUAUAAUUAUAAGUAAGCAAGAUAACAUAGAUUUAUCCCACGGUACCGGAAUCCAUGGUAAAUUUCAAAUUUUUGAUUUAUUUGAAAUGAAGCACUCAUCUGAAAGUGAAAAAAAAGAGAAUUCUGUUAUAUGCAAAAAGGAUGAGGAAAAUACCCUAUUGAACAAUCAAAUGAAUUUAAUAAAUAGUGAAGAAAAUGUACGAACGGAAAAUGAUAUAAUUGUUGUAAAAGAUGAAGAAUUAAACAGCCCUAGGAAUAUGUUUCAGGAUAGUAACAAUUUAGGAAAUAAGAAUUUACUAUUCCAAUAUGAACCUAAUAAGAGUAUAAACAUGAACGAUAUUAACUUAGCGAGAUAUUACAGAGAUAAAUAUUUCCAUGGUCAGUACAAAUAUGAUGAAUCUAUAUUUAUUUACGAUCUCAUAGUAUUGGACAUAUCUGGGUAUAUAUACAAAGUUUCGACCGAUGGAACAUAUUAUUGGAAAUAUAAGGUUGUUAAUAAUAUACAAGAUUAUGUAAGUUUUGGGGAGAGUAAAAAAAGGAAAGAAUAUUACAAAUCAAUUAAGAAUGAACCGAGACUUGAUCCCUCAUUUAAAGACAUUUUAGCAAAAAAUGAAUGCAACAAAAAUGAUAAAUUAAAAUUAAAAGCAAUGAAGAAGUUAUACCCAAGUAAUAUUUUUGAUCUAAACAAAAUAAAUUCCUCAAAAAAUGUUGAAUUAAAUAAUAAUGAAAAAAUGAUUAAAAAUUGCACCAUGGGUAGGGGAAAAAAGCAUGCAUAUAAUGAUCUUGAUGAUAAUGAAAAACUGGAAAAAAAUAAUAAAGGGACGAAAAGAUUGCUAGCAAGCUAUAGUGGGGAUUUAUUUUACAUUAAUGAAAACAAUAAAGCCAUGGCGUUAAAUAUUAAUAUCAAAGAUGUUGUUAAUAAUUCACCUUUUAAAUCGCCAUUAUUCCCAAAUAUUGUCUUUAUGGGAUCCAGGCAUUCAAGCAUCAUUAACUUGGAUUAUGACACAGGAGAUCUCAUAAAAAAAUAUGAUGAAAGUCUAGAAGACUUACUCCUAAAAAAAGAGAAAAAAACAAUACCCCACAAGAACAUAAAAUUUUUAAAAAAUGCCUCCACAAGAAAGAGGGAUGAAUUUCUCUUAGAAAACGAAUUUGUAGGUGAGUGGAGUGAUGCGGACAUAUCCACCAAUCAGAAGGGAGAAAAUGAGGACCAAGACUCGCAGGAUGAGGAUGAACGUAUUUAUAGCGAUGAUGAUAACAGUGGCAAGUAUGGACAUAAUAAUGACGAUAAUGUCGACAGUGGCGAUAAUGGCAAUAAUGUUUAUAAUGACGAUAAUGGAGACCAUUACAACAGCAGUACUAAUAACCAUGCCAUUAAGCGGGGAUUCAUAUUAGACGAACAUAGCACAAAUGAAAACGAUGGUCUUCCAGGUGAGCAUGAAGAUAACAUCAUAAAACAUGAGGAAAUAAUUGAAAAAGAACAGAAUAAUAAUAGUAUAAUUAAUAUUAAGCAUGAGAGAAGAAGAAAUAAACCCUUUUGGAGUGAUGAAGAAAUCAGAACAUUAGCCGAUUCGGGUCAUGUAUUAAAUGAUUACCUUGUGCAGAAUGAGUAUUACAAAUAUACCCCUAAAAAUAAGUACACGCUUGUUAGCAAUUAUAAUGAGAAAACAAAUAAUGAAAAAAGAAAAUAUAAUUUAAACGUUUUACAAAAAAACGUAAGGGAAAGAAAAAAUGUUUUAUUCAAAAAACUCUUUACGAGUUUGAAUAGAAUGAAUUCACUAAACAAACGUUCGGAGAACAGUAACAUUUUAGAUAUAACAAGAAUGAGGAGAAUAGAUCCCCAAAAAAAAAGAAAAAAAAAAAAGUGGAAGAAAAGAACAGAAAAAAAACAAUUACAAAUAAGUAUAAUUAAAUGGAUUAUAAAAGCUGUAGAUGAAAAUUCAUUAAAAAAAAAAUGGAUUACAACCUGGGUUGAUGUUGGAUCUAUUUUUAUAACGGAUAGUCACAAGCAAGAUGUUUCGUUCAUUAAUUCACUUAUCGAACUUGUAGGGAACAAAUUGAUUCUGCGCCCUCUUGAAAUAGAUAAAAUGGGAAAGUUGUACAACAUUACGAAAAACAUAAAUACCGAACCAGAAGAGGAAAUAGACUUCAUGCAGAAGAAUUAUGACGAGGGUGUGGGGAGUGAUGAAAGAAGCAAUUUGGGUAGGGACUUGAGAAAUGAUAAGAGAAAAAUAGUGGGAAACAGUGCAAAAAAGCCAUUGAAUCAAGAAAGCUCAAAUGUAAAGUCCAAAAUUUUUAUUUUCUCAGAAGUUGUAUCAUCUGUUUUCGCCCUGAGGUAUAAACACACUUCCAACAUUUUUACGCUAGACUUGAUAAUGAAACAGAAUAGCAAAAUGUUUCCAGAUUAUGAGAAUGUGCAAGGUUUCAAUUAUAAUUCCCUAAACUUUAAGAAAGAUAAUGCUCUACUUUUACCCUUUUCAUCUAGCGAAUUUGUGAAACAUAGCGAUGAAAAAACAUCAUGUAAUUUUGAUGAAAAUAUAAAUUAUGGGAAAAAAUUAUUGCACAGAAUAAAUAACAUAUCCGUAAGUAUAACAUCCAUUGAGAAGGAUAUACGACAUCUUCUCUCAAAUAUAAUUUUUAUUUUUGAUAGAAAUAAAAAGAUACCCAUAAAUUAUAUUUAUAAAAUGAAAAGUCUUAUACGAAAAUAUCAAAAGACAAAGGAACAAUUUUUAUUUUAUUUACCAGGGGUAAAUAAUAGGAAGCAUUUAAGCUAUUCCUAUUACAAUGAUACUUAUGGAAAACAGAUAUAUGGGGGGGGAAGAUACAUUGGUGGAUAUAAUGGUAAUUAUGGUGGGAAUUAUAGUGGAAAAAAUGGAGCUGGCUGGGGUUAUGGGGGUCCCAUACAUAUUUGUGAAUAUAUAAAUAAAUUCAUAGAUAUGUAUUUUGAAGAAAAUGAAAUAUGCUUUGAUUAUUGUUCUAUGCUAAAUAUAUGGGACAAAAUAUUCAAUAAUUAUGUUAGUCAAGAUGAUUGCUUAUUAUUAUCAAAUUUGUAUAGAGUUGUACAAAAUGCAUUUGCUUUUAACAACAGAGAUUUUAAUCAUCUAAAUGAUGGAGAAUACAUGUUAUCAGACAAUGCAAAUUUUUUAAUUAAAAGGAGAAAAAAAGCAUUUGGUUACUCUACAGGUCAAGAUCUAAAAGAAGUUUCCACAUUGAAAUAUAAGAAAGGAUGGUACUGGAACAUUUUUUAUGCCAUGAUGCUAAUAUUUGUUGUUCCUUUUGUAUUUGUCUAUAGAAUGUUUAGAAAAAAAAAAAGCAAUGAUAACAACAGCAGUAAGGCCAUUAUGAAAAACAAAAAAUUAAAAGAUUAUGAUGAUGAAUACAGAAAUGAUCAGGAUUUUCUGAAUAUAAAAAAUCGCCUGCUACGUGAUGAUCACGUAAAAUUGAAGAAUUUGAUAGUGGAAAAAGACUAUGUGGAUUUGUCUCAAAUUGAACUAGAUAUGAACAUCAAAAGAGAAAUAUUGAAAAAAUUGAAAGAACUAAAGCAACAGCCAACACUAAUUGAUAUUUUAGCUAAACAUGCGAGAGAUUCAGAUAGUGAUAGCAAAUUUUAUGAUAUCAACGAAGGAAAAUAUAAUUUAAAUUCCCCAAAUUAUUGGGAUGGAUCUUCAAAAUAUAGCUUACCAAACAUGUCCAUUACGAACUUGAGCAGAACAAAAUCAGGUGAGGCCAGCCAAGCAGAUACCAUUGGUACGAAUAUGUUUUAUAUGUAUAGAAGAAGAGCUGCUUCACAAGAUGUAAUUAAGAAGAAAUCCUUUAUUGUAAAAAAUCGAAUUCGAAGUAGUUACAAACUAGGAAAUAGGUAUUACAAGAAGAAUUAUACUGAUAAUGAAAAGGACAAAAAACAAAACCAUUUAAAGGACAAACACAUUACUGAAAAAGAUUUCGAUAAAAGCGAUUUUAUUAAUUUCCUCACCAACUUUAAUAAAAAAUUUAUGAAAAAAAAUUCUCUAGUGGAUCACCUACUAAAAAUGAGUAAAACAGAGGUAGACACAAGUAAGUAUAGUAACCCAGAAAAUAGUAACAGUGAUAAGGAUUACCUAAGUCAUUCAGAAAAUUUAAAUAAAAAUGAAAAGAACGAAGGUGAAAAUGUGAAGGAUUCAGGGAAAAAACAUGCAAUGAGGAAGUAUCACAAUGAAGAAAAUAAAAUAAUCGAAGAGAAAAAAAACAAAAACAAAUAUUCUAAAUAUGUGGAAAAUAACAAUGGUUAUGUCGUCAAUACACUUAAACAGAAUAAUCCAAUUAAGAACAAAUUAGAUAACAAUGGUAAUAAUAAUGAAAAAAUUAAUAACAAGAAUGCAAGUGCACGAAAUUUAUCUAUAAUUCAAAGAUCUCAUAUUCCAUAUGAUGCUCCAUUGGCUGAUUUUUUAGAAAAUGGAAGAUUUAUGAGAACAUUUGAAAAUAUCUCUUUGAUAGGACAAGGUGGAUUUGGCUCCGUAUACAAAGUAUCGCAUAGACUGGAGCCAGGUUCUCCAACAUAUGCUGUUAAGUUUAUUUAUUUAAAAGUAAGUUCAUUAGAUAACGUAAGCUCCAGAAGAUAUUUUCGUGAAAUUGCAGCAAAUAGAGAUAUCUACAGUAAGCAUGUUGUCCGCUAUUAUACAUGGUGGUGUGAAGAACCACAAUUCCUGCCUAUGCAUGUGAUGCCUAAGGAAAUUCAAAAUUUAGUUAAAAAGAAUAAAGAUUCUUUUAAAAAAAUGUAUAAUAAAAGCAAAAAAAAUGAUGGCCCCAUAGAUUAUGAAAAAUUAUCAUCUUGGGAAAAUAAUAAUCGUGAUUUAAAAAACUUUAAAAAAGUUAUUAAGAAAAAAAAUGAACGCAGUUUAACAUUUUAUAGUGAUAAUGAUGGAUUAAAUUCGAGAAAAAAUGAUAACACGAAAAAAAAAAGAUUUUUAAGUGACAAAAACUUUUCUGAUAACAUUUAUACUAACGCAAAUACUAAAAAUAAAAUAAAGAAAAAAAAAAAGAAAAAAAAAAUUAUAUAUAAAGAAAAACAAAAUGUUAAUCGAAAAACUCGAAAUCAGAAUUACCUUAUCCCAAAUGAUAAGAUUAAUCCUUCUUCUAUUAAUUCAAGUUUCCAAGAAUAUGAUCCAUUUGAUUGUGGUUACCUAAGUGAGGAAGAUAGAGACUUGAUUGUUUUUGCUGACAACGAUGAGCCGAACAUAUGUAAUGAACAGCAGAUCCGAAUGGAAAAUGAUGAUAGGAAGAAGAAAACCCAGGAUAACAAUAGUGAGACAUAUUCUGCCACUAAUAACUUGAAGAAUGAUAAUGAUAUACAGUCCAAUAAGUGCCAAACGGAUACUACAUCGAAUUGGAAAGGCAAUGAAAAUGUCACAUAUGGAGACGAUAUAGGCAGAGAUAGAAACGAUGCUGAAAAUAAAGAAAAAAAAGAACAAUCUCACUUGAUGCCAAUUUCACAUAUUGAGACCAAUAUACAAUGUAGCAAUGUUAACGAUGAUACAUCAAUCAAAAGGGUUUCUGAGGGGGUUGAGGCAGGGGAAAAGAAAGCACAUAUAACGAAUUCGAAUAAACAACACGAAGGGCUGAUGGAUAAUAAGAAAAUAAUUAGAGAAGACGAAAGAUCCCAGAAGAAAAUGAAAAAUUGGAAGGAAGAAGGUUCCCAAAGCAUGGAUGAAAAACAAUCAGUGGAUUCCAAGAGGGAAGAAAAAGAAGAAAUUAAUUACAAAAAUAAGGAGAAAAUAAAAAAUGUAGAAGAAUUGGGUUUUAAGGAAAAUGUUGACAGAAUAAGAACUUAUAAGAAAAAAAAUAUGGCUCCCGAAUUUUCCAUUGUGUUACUACUUCAAAUGGAGUUAUGUAAGGGUUAUACACUUCGCAAAUGGUUAGACAGAUCAACAAGAAGCGAUAAGCCUUUGCAUUUUACCUAUCGAGAUAAAAAUAUGAACCAUCCAUUAGAGUUCGAUUUAUUUAAACAGCUAAUUAAAGGUUUGAAGGAUAUUCAUUCCACGUGUUUUAUUCACAGAGAUUUAAAACCAGAAAAUAUUUUUGUGGAUCCAGAUACGUACACAUUAAAAAUUGGAGAUCUAGGAUUAGUGCGAUUUAUUGAAGAAAAAAAAAGAGAAAAGGAUUUAAAUACUAUAGAUGCUUUUAAAGAUAAUAUUUACACUGAUAUUAACCAGAAUACUAUAACUAGUCAAAUUUCACUAAAAGGGCAAAUCAUAGGAACUCCAGGAUAUACAGCUCCAGAGGGGGGUGCUCUAUGUGAUGAAAAAGCAGACAUAUACAGUGCUGCAUUAAUAUUGUUAGAGCUAUUGUGUCCUAGGUUUAAUACCAUAAUGGAAAGAUAUAAAAGAUUAAAUGACUUUAGGAAUUAUUAUGCAGUUCCAGAUUAUGUUAAAAUUCAUUUAAAUCCAUGGUAUAUUUUGAUGCUACAAAUGUCUAAACCAAAUCCAGCAGAUAGACCGUCGGCGGCAGAUCUAUAUAGUAAAAUAAAGGUGCUCUUGGAUCCCCAUUUAUCAGAUUUCGCGUUUAGUUUUAAUGACAUUAACGAUGAUGAUGUUAACUAUUACCCGUCUGUCGUAAGAGCGAAUCCGAUCAAUGUUGAUGGAUAUGAUAAUGACAACAAUUUGAAUGAGAUUAAAACUAAUAGCAAUGGUAUUGUUAGUAAAAAAAAAGAUAAAGGUCAUGCAGUUAAUAGUAAUCUUGAUGAUAAGUGUUAUUCUAAUAAAAAUGCGGACAAUCGUAAUGACACAUCCAUUGGGAAUAAUAAGGAAAGGUUUGUAAAUGGAACCAACUUUGAAUAA
Molecule: messenger RNA, 7722 nt
Organism: Plasmodium gonderi
Lineage: Eukaryota; Apicomplexa; Aconoidasida; Haemosporida; Plasmodiidae
Product: eukaryotic translation initiation factor 2-alpha kinase
Exons: 1
Coding region: 1-7722 (2573 amino acids)
Biological process (GO): protein phosphorylation
Molecular function (GO): protein kinase activity; ATP binding
Source: RefSeq, a predicted model, not a curated record